Messenger RNA from Colletotrichum gloeosporioides, 330 nucleotides. RefSeq lists its product as uncharacterized. The annotation marks the transcript as partial. Lineage: Eukaryota; Fungi; Ascomycota; Sordariomycetes; Glomerellales; Glomerellaceae. The record is from RefSeq and is a predicted model, not a curated record. The transcript has 5 exons.
AUGGCCAACUGUCCCAGGGUCCAUGGGAUCGGUGUUGUCAAAGGCCACCGGAAUGACGUUGCAACCGGUUCUGAGAACCAGGUCUGGGACAAAGGUGUUAUGGGACUUCGAGGGGUGCAAGUGACGGUUGAGGAAUGUCGUAACGCCGAGAGCAAGUGCAUCUACCUGGACGACUACAAUCAGGACGAGGUUGUCAAGGACAACGAUUAUCUCAAGAUAGGCUACAUCUUCUACAAGUCUGAGAGCAAUGGAAUGGGCGCUGGCGGAUUUACUCAGCGCGGAAGCCGCAACCAUGAUGGCAUCUACUACCACAACAGCGAAGAGAAAGGU